AUGCCACCCAAUAAGAAGGGGCCUCACAUGCUGGGGUUUUUCAGACGUUUAUGCAAGUUACUGUUCUUGAAGGUCAAGCCUAUAAUAGUAUUCGACGGACCGGCGCCGAAGUUGAAGAGGGAUACAAUAGCCAAGCGAGCUAGGGACGCGGAAAAAGCCGAGGCGCGACUGCGACGGACUGCUCAACAACUAGUGAAAAACAGGCUUUUGCAGAAGGCAGCAUCUAAGGUUCACAAGGAGAGGCAGGGCGAGAGUAGCGGCUCGUCUCCAUCGGCUGAGAUUGCUGAGCCGGAGGGUACGGCCGCUGAGGUAGCGGACAGCAUAUCAGUUUCGUCCAGCAGUGGCAGUGGCUCUUCGUCCGAUAGUGAGUGGAGCAGCGCUAGGACCUUGAACGGCGUGCCGAGCUCUGAGGAGGAGCGACGUAAUGAGCCGAGUCAAAGGAGACGACGAUGGAGAUAUAACAAGGCUGUGCCUUCCGCUUUCCGCGGGUUCUUAGCGGAGCGAAGGGGCCUAGAUGACAUUCAGGUGUCUCAAGAGGCAGUACGGGAGCUGGAAGACAUGGUUCAAGGCCAGGAUGACAACUCCAAGAGCGGCGGGUACGAUCUCGAUACAGUAGCUCAACUGCCGACGAUGGUCCGUUAUAAAGUGCUCUUAGAAGUGAGGGAGAAGGUCAUGAAUGAUGGCCGUGCGAGGGCGAUUCAUCACCAGGCAGUCGCUGGGGCCGAAGGCAUCGCUUUUGCGAGUAAUACCGCGCAAUUCAUGGAGUUGGUGCGGGUCAAUGAGAUGAUCAGCAAAACCAAGCUGGAGAUCGCCAAGGAGGAAGAAGAGCAUAGGUUGGCCGCCAAAGGAGAGGACGUUUCUGCCAAGGGCAUUUAUGUACCACCUGAGGCUGUAACCUCUUCGCCGUCACCUCCUUCGCCUCCUCCGGAAUUCGAAUGGCGUCAGAAAAGGAAGAAGUCGCGGAGUCAAUAUAUGAAUAAUCUCGACAACUUGAAGUAUGCUUCCACGCAGGACGUUGAUCUGAAGCAGACGUUGGAGGAGGUUUUGGACGGUAGUCCUACUUGCGAGGAGGAGAAGCGAGAUGUGAAAAUUGAAGUGAAGAUGGAAGUGCCGAAGGCUGCUGGUGACGGUGCGCUGAGUGAUGGCAGUGACUCAUCCGAUGUCGAUUUCGAUAACAUGUUCGCUGACGAGGAGCCCCAAGGCGUUCGAUGCAUUGACAACAAUGUGGGGCCGUCUGGUUCUCAUUUGGCCCGUGUUAUUUCGGUGAGUGGAAACAUCGAGGCUACUCGCAGUCCGAUGGGGAGGAGGAUAGGGAAGUUGAAGAUAAACCUCAAGAGGAAGAGGGCACCAGAUGGAAUACCAAGCUCUCCCGAAAAUGGCAGUCGAGGCGUACCUGUUCUGAUAUCUGCAAAUGAUGGUAUAGGGAAUGUCACGAUGGAAGUUGGUGACGAGACUGUAGCUUCGGGGAAAAGUGAUGGUGACAAAACAAUGCUCGUUGGAGGUCCUGGUGAAUCCCGCGGAAGCGAUGGAAUAGACUCUAGCGUCGUGCUAGAGUAUCAGGAUAAUGGGAGAAGGGAGGCUAAUGCCACGGCAAGGACCGAGCCUGUCGACAGCUCAGCUGAGUUGCCAGUGACGAUGGGUGUCCCUGAAUCAGAUGACAUUCCGCAAGCUGUCGAGUUUCUGUCGCCCACAGAUGAACCGCUGAUCGAGAGUUCCUCGUUGAGUCGGUCGCGGUCCGCGUCGGUUUCAGCGCCAUCAGUGGCCAGCAUCACAGAGCAGUCGGUGCUCAUAUCGGAUACUCACGAGCCUGAUGGAUACUCACCAGCGGCUGAGGAGGAGUUGGGAGCUGGAGUGGAAAGCCUGCGACGGGAGGGACCAAUGCCCAUGUCGGCAGUUGAAAGUAAAGUGCUGGAGCAUGUGGAGCCGUCACCAAGUAGCGAAGCUGUCGAGGAAGCAUCUGGAACUGCUUGGUUCCCGAAGCCACGGACUGGUCAACCGAUACCAGUAGAGAAGGUGGCUAGGGAGGAGUCAUCUGAAGCUAGGGCUGCCUUGGAUGAGCUGGAUGACGUCGAUAUAGAUGCUCUGGUGGAGAUUGAACGGAAGAUGAUUGAUAUUGAAGGAAUGCCGAAGCCGAGGUAUAGAGGGCGGAAGGAAGGGGGCCAGGUCCCGUUGUCGGCUCUUGAUGAUCUACAGAGCAAGUUGAGGGUCGAGGAGAAACUACUAGAGGAUAACGUUAACAAACUCGCGAAGCAACAAACUGAGGUAGAUUUCAGAGCGCUAAAAGAGGACAUUCAGCUUCUGUUGACAGCCUUCGGCAUCCCUUGGGUGGAUGCUCCUUGUGAGGCCGAGGCGCAGUGUGUGGCGUUGGUCCGUAAUGGCCUGGCAGAUGGUGUGAUAUCUGAUGAUAGCGAUACAUUGAUGUACGGUGCGGAAGUGGUGCUCCGGAGACUGUACUUUGACGCGAUGUACGUGGAAAUGUAUAGUAGCAGCAGGAUGCCCGACAGGCUCAGGGACCACGACGCGAUGGUUUCAUUGGCGAUGCUACUAGGCUGUGAUUACACUCCUGGAGUGCUUGGAAUUGGCGCGGUGAAUGCCCUGGAGAUCAUACAGGCUGGAUAUGUGGGCAUGGAGAGCUUCGUAUUUGGGCAUCAGCAUUGGUGUCGGAGGAUCCGAAGGAGAUCGAGGCGCCGGUGGCAGGCGAGGAAAGUGUCGAUUCUCUGCAACUUCGGCAGUUCAAGAGAGACCAUGGCGGUUACAGGUCCACGUGGACAUUCCCGAAGGACUUUCCUCGACAAGAUGUUUGGGAUGCUCUGAGCAAUCCAGUGGUGGACGACAGCAAGGAGCCCUUUUCAUGGGCGGAACCGGAUGUCUUGGAAAUCGAGAGUCUUAUGAGCAGAUACACUGACAUGACGCAGGAAUCGGUUGACCAGUUGCUGAGGCCAGUAUUGGAGAAGGAGAAGUCAACGAUGAUACAGAGGCGGAUAACAGACUACUUCGCGCCGAAGUUUGACCGUGGGCGCGUUGUCGAUGUGCACAGCAAGCGUAUGCAGCGGGCCGUGAAAGGGCUCGCUAGGCAAGGGUCUACGAUGCGGAAGGCUGCUUCUACACCGGUUGAACUCGGCGAUAGCGACGAUAGUGACGAUGCCUCAAUGUCCCCACAUCAAGCCACUUGAUGUACCGUGAACGUAAAUAGAGUUCGUUAAGGAGAAGGGCUCCACUAGAUCGCGGGGACGAAACAGUCACUUUGCUGAAUUAGGGCGAGCGAGA
Molecule: messenger RNA, 3267 nt
Organism: Perkinsus marinus ATCC 50983
Lineage: Eukaryota; Perkinsozoa; Perkinsida; Perkinsidae
Exons: 17
Coding region: 1-2814 (937 amino acids)
Biological process (GO): nucleotide-excision repair
Cellular component (GO): nucleus
Molecular function (GO): DNA endonuclease activity; single-stranded DNA binding
Source: RefSeq, a predicted model, not a curated record